CCAGUUUCUAUAAUCUCUGAUCUGGUCGGGGAUUUGGUCUAAAUUGUCGUUUUCUUUAUAUAAUAUUAGACGUUUGAUUUGGUCGAGAUGGCUGACAGUGAAGAAAAGGCCAUAAAGCUGAUUGCCGAAGCUGAGAAGAAAGUGAAAUCAUCAGAAGGAUUCUUCGGUGGUUUAUUUGGGAAGUCUCAGAAACUAGAAGAAGCGAGUGAAUUGUACACGAGAGCUGCAAAUAUGUUUAAAAUGGCUAAGAAAUGGAGUGCGGCUGGUGGUGCAUUUUGUGAAUCUGCUUCAAUUCAAAUGCGUCUUGGUAGCAAACAUGAAGCAGCAAGUAAUUUUGUUGAUGCUGGUACAUGUUAUAAGAAAUCAGACCCACAAGAGGCUGUGAACUGUUUACAUAGAGCGGUAGAAAUCUUCACAGACAUGGGCAGGUUUACUAUAGCAGCUAAACACCAUAUAUCUAUAGCAGAAAUUUAUGAAAGUGAAAUUAUGGAUAUAGAAAAAGCAAUAAGUAAUUAUGAACAGGCUGCUGAUUAUUACAGAGGUGAAGAAUCCAACAGUUCAGCUAACAAAUGUUUAUUGAAGGUAGCAAUGUAUGCAGCACAGUUAGAGCUAUACCCAAAAGCUAUAGAGAUCUACGAACAAGUCGCAACAUCAGCAAUGGAUAGCACGCUACUCAAAUACAGUGCAAAGGAUUAUUUCUUUAAAGCUGCUCUCUGCCAUAUGUGUGUUGAUUUGUUGAAUGCACAACACGCUAUACAAAAGUAUGAAGAAAUGUUCCCUGCUUUUGCUGAUAGUAGAGAACAUAAAUUAAUCAGGACUCUGAUAGCCGCAUCAGAAGAGCAGAAUGUAGAUGCAUAUACAGAUGCUGUGAAAGACUAUGACUCCAUAUCUCGUUUGGAUCAGUGGUUGACGACUAUUCUACUCAGAAUUAAGAAAGGUAUUAGUGGAGAUCCAGAUCUUCGGUAGAAAGAAAUCACCAAUAGUACACAACCAUUAAAAGAUAAAUUUAAAGACAAAAAAUAUAUUAAAGCAACGCUAUUAAAUUCCUGGAGAUACCAUUCUUUUGACAUGAAGACACUUGCUUAGUUCUGACAUAAUACUGUACCAUGAGAACAGCAUUUUUCACUAUUUUUCUGUUUCAACAGUAUAAACUUAUAUAAGUAAUGUUCUACACCUCCAUUUUUUCUUCUGAUGCUC
Molecule: messenger RNA, 1197 nt
Organism: Saccoglossus kowalevskii
Lineage: Eukaryota; Metazoa; Hemichordata; Enteropneusta; Harrimaniidae
Product: alpha-soluble NSF attachment protein-like
Biological process (GO): SNARE complex disassembly; intracellular protein transport
Cellular component (GO): SNARE complex; vacuolar membrane
Molecular function (GO): soluble NSF attachment protein activity; syntaxin binding
Source: RefSeq, a predicted model, not a curated record